AUGGAAGUCAGAGACAUAUCUUUGGAAUGUAAUGCAUCUUCACCUUUCCAAUCAAGUAAUAUUAAUUACUUGCCAAUUCCAUCAUGUCAGCAGUCAACUUCAGCUUCAGCUUUCUCAUCGCCAGCUUUUACAUCUUUCACUCCAUUCAUAAUUAACCCAGAGCCCUCAAAUGAUAUGAAAUCCAAUAUUGUUGUUCACAAUCCAUUGUCAGCAAUGGCCACACAGUGUUUCGGUCAUGAAUCAUUAACUAUUGCGAGGCCUACCACAACUAUGCCACCAAAUCCAAAUCAGCUUUUUUAUGGUGCUAGUCAUUUUGGCUUAUCGCAGUUAGUUUUUUUUUUGAUUUUGGGCUUGAUCAAAGUUUUGUAA
This is a messenger RNA of Thelazia callipaeda (thelaziosis nematode), 369 nucleotides long. Lineage: Eukaryota; Metazoa; Nematoda; Chromadorea; Rhabditida; Thelaziidae. The record is from the annotation of a GenBank genome assembly.